AUGAACGAUCUCCGAGAUGAACAGCUUUUCCUCGAUGAGGAUACCGAAAAAUGCAGUGAAGAAGAUCAAAUUGCUGAGCAACCCGAUCAAGAUAACACAUCAACUGAAACAAAAGAAACGGACUUACCAUCAGUCAUUCUAUCUGAUGAAAUACAAAGUAUAAGCCAAUCGGAUAAUAAUGACAGAAAUGGGUACACAGAAUCUGCCUUACUCAGUGCAGCAACAUCGUCUAACGAUUUUGAGAGUUCACAAACCAUCGAAUUUAGUUCAAUAAUCAUAGAUUAUACCAAUGUUUCUCAUGCAGUUGAACCGUUUGAUUCUGUUAUUGAGACGCCAUCAGAGAAGUUGUCGAUCAAAAGCACGACUAGCAAACGAAAAAGCAAACACUCAGAUUUUUUUAUUGAGAUAGUAGAAGAAGAGAAAUCGAUUAAAUGCAGUUGGGAUGCACCGAAAGACUCAACCGAGCUCAACUUUAACAACCAAAAGAUCAAAGUCACCGUAGAAGAUUUAGAUAUCGUUGAAUCCGUCGGUGAAGGGCACUUUGGUUCAGUGGAGAGCGUCACAAUAAAGAAAUAUCCUGAUACUUUUAUGGCAGUCAAACGUAUUUCGCUUUCAACAAAAGAAGAAUGGGCUUCUGUAACAACUACUGAACUGAAAAUGAUGGAAGAAGUUGGUAACGGUGACUGUCCAUAUCUUAUCAACUACUAUGGUUCAAUGAUUGAUACAAUCUAUAGUGAACUUUGUAUAUUCAUGGAGUACAUGGAUACAACACUGAGCAGAUUCUAUGAAACUAUGCAUCUACUGGGAAACAUUAAUCCUAACAAUCUUGAUUUUCUUCUACGUCGAGUGAUUCACAAUAUUGCUUCGGCACUCCAAUUUUUGGCUGAAAGACACUAUCUUCAUCGAGAUAUCAAACCAGAUAAUAUACUUGUCAACAAUGAUGGGGUGUUUAAACUAAAUGAUUAUGGCACUUGUUGCGAAAUGAAUGAAAUGGGUUUGGCGCAAAGUAGUCCUAUAGGCACCAUUGCCUAUUUUUCACCUGAACUUGUGAGAGAUCCACCUGCGCCAAGCACUAUUCAAGGUGAUAUGUGGGCUUUAGGUAUUAGUUUGAUCGAAACUAUCAUUGGCGAACAUCCAUGUGCUGUUUCAAACUACACUGAACGAUUAUCAACACUCUCAACGUGGAAUCGCGAAAUUCUCGAAGGUAUGAUACCUGACGAUAUCCGAGAGUUUAUUUUACAGUUAUUGGCAAUAGAAGCUGAACAGCGGCCUGAUUCUUAUGCUGUUUUUUAA
Messenger RNA from Rotaria sordida, 1293 nucleotides. The record is from the annotation of a GenBank genome assembly. Lineage: Eukaryota; Metazoa; Rotifera; Eurotatoria; Philodinida; Philodinidae.